Clunio marinus is the source of this 1565-nucleotide messenger RNA. The record is from the annotation of a GenBank genome assembly. Lineage: Eukaryota; Metazoa; Arthropoda; Insecta; Diptera; Chironomidae.
AUGUUCUCAGGAUGCUCCAUAUCGGGACCCGAAGGCUGUAAUCUGUUUAUUUAUCAUCUGCCCCAAGAAUUUGGCGAUGGCGAAUUGAUGCAAAUGUUUAUGCCAUUUGGCACCGUUAUUAGUUCAAAAGUAUUUAUCGAUCGCGCUACAAAUCAAAGUUUUGUUUCAUUUGAUAAUCCUGCCAGUGCUCAAGCAGCUAUUCAAGCGAUGAAUGGUUUCCAAAUUGGAAUGAAAAGACUGAAGGUUCAGUUGAAAAGACCUAAAGAUGCCAACCGACCUUAUUAACAAUCAGAGUCAUGCGGCGCUAGAAAAGUAGUUUAUCAGGUGAGCGAGUCAACACGAGCGUUCACCAUACAAAAGUUUUAAUUUGUUUUACUUUCGGAGAAUCUUCUGGUCUUUUAUUUGUCGCUGCGAAAUCUCUUUUUUGUAGAAGACAUUAGCCGAAGCUUUAAGAAAAAAAAAUAAAAAUUUAAACAAAAAAGAAGAAAAAAAAGUAGAAAAAUAAAUUCAAAAUUUAACUAAGAAAAGGAAAUUUCCUCUAACGUUUUUAUUCACACAAUUUGCAUGAUAAUUUUUGACUUCUUGAAUAUAUCAUCAAUUUUUAUGUAUAAAUAAUAUUCAUUGAUAUAACUCAAUAUAUCUUAAAAACAAUUUUUUGGCCAAUUUUAAAUAUUGACAAAUGAAAAGGAAAAGAAAAAACAAAGAAAUUUGCGAUUUUAUUCUUUCUUUAAAUGUUAAUCUCUAGAUGAAAAAAAAAACUUAGUCGAAGAUAUGAAUUAAAGAAAGAAAACUGAACCGAGCUCCGUAUUAAGGAGCCUUAAAAAUAAUCAACAAUAAAUUUUUCUCGCAUGCGAAGUGAGAAGAAAUUUAAAACUUUAUAAAAAUUAAAUGAAAAACGUUGGGAAACAAAGAGAAAACAAAUUUGUGGGUUUACUAACUUUUCUUUCCUCCUUAUUUUUCUGGAAUAUUUAAUAAAAUAUAAAAAAUCUUUGCUGAUUCAUAAGUAACUUAAGUUAGUGGAGGAAAAUGUUAUGAGAUUAUGGUAAUAAGAUCUUUUUUAAUUCUUAAUUUCUUUACUUUCCUUUGUUGGAAUUUAUAAUGAUACUAAACAAGCGAAUGAAGAGGAAAAAAUAUUUAAAUUAUUAUGAACAAGGAAGAUAAUAUAUUAAAAUAAUAUGAUUAUAAUCAAUAAUAGAAUUUACACAUAUGAAACACAUAAUUUUUAGAUAAACCUUUUUGAAAGAUGGUGACAAAUCCAAGCCUCCCUCAGACACGUUUUAAGAAGUAAAUAAAUGAAAAAUGUCGCUAUGGGAAAAUUAAAGUAAAGUAAAAGUCAAAAUUAUGAUGAAACCACAUUAUUGGCAUCUUUCACAAAUUUUUCAAACAUACAUACAUACAUACAUGCCAUUUAUGAAUAUAACAUUUACAGAACUUACUCUUACUUAAAUAAUGAAUUAAUUAAUUAAUUAAUGAAAUCAUUUUACUAACAGUUGAUAUAGAUUUUUUGAAAUACUAAGUAAAUAUUUGCAAAGCAUGUAAUCUUUAAACAUGUAAAAACUUAGAAC